This is a messenger RNA of Cryptotermes secundus, 560 nucleotides long. Its product is annotated as protein GVQW3. The transcript has 2 exons. The annotation marks the transcript as partial. The record is from RefSeq and is a predicted model, not a curated record. Gene Ontology annotation, molecular function: nucleic acid binding. Lineage: Eukaryota; Metazoa; Arthropoda; Insecta; Blattodea; Kalotermitidae.
AUGCAGCGCUCCUUGGAACAAAGGAUUGCCAUCAGGUUUUGUGUGAAACUUGGAAAGUCUGCAGUGGAAACUUUUCCCAUGAUAAAGACAGCCUUCGGAAAUGAUUGUUUGUCGGAACGUCAGGUCUACCGGUGGCACAAGGCCUUUUUAGAAGGCCGUGAAGAGUUCGGCGAUGAAGCCCGCGCCGGACGGCCAUCAACAAGCACCACCGACGAAAAUGUGACGCAUGUGAGAGAAAUUUUGAACUCAGACGGUCGUUUGAGUGUUCGUUUAAUGGCACAGACAUUAAACAUUCCAAAAAGUACCGUUCACGAAAUUGUGGUGAACAAUUUGCAGAUACCGAAAAACAAUGUCAUCACAGGUGACAAGACUUGGGUAUUUGAGUACGACCCUGAAACAAAAAGGCAAAGUGCCGAGUGGCACAUAUCAGCAUCCCCUUGCCCCAAGAAGGGCAGAAUGAGCAAGUCAAAGGUUAAGGUCAUACUCAUUGUGUUCUUUGACAUCAGGGGGCUCGUCCACCUUGAGUUUGUACCACAUGGUACAACCAUCAACGCCAAAUU